AUGGCACCGUCUGUGGACCGGGACGCAAUUCCGGGCACGUUUACUCUAGUGGACCUCGAACAUGUCAUGACGAGUCAGCAUUUGGAUCGAGGGGAUAGCGAUAUCGUCCUGGUGCCUCAGCCGUCUAAUGAUCUAGAUGAUCCGCUGAAUUGGUCUCCGAGACGGAAGCUGAUGUCUACGGUCUGCGUGAGCGUAUACACCUUGUUUAAUGGAAUCGCAUGCUCUGUCGUCUAUUCGGUCUUGGUUCCCCUUUCCGAGGCGACGGGUGUCAGCGUCAGUACGUUGAACGAGGGAACAGGGUUUCUGUUUCUACUGGCCGGUUGGGGACUCUUGUUCUGGCAGCCGUUUGCGCUGCAGUACGGCAAACGGUUGACUUAUAUCAUCUCUCUGGUUGGAGCAGCGGGCGCUUUAAUUUGGGGCCCAUUCAUAAGCAACAACGGACAAUGGAUUGGCCGAAGCAUUCUUGCUGGAUUCUUCACGGCCCCGAUUGAAGCUCUUCCAGAGGUGUCUGUCACGGACGUGUACUUCACCCAUGAGCGAGGAACAUAUAUGGCUCUGUACGCCUUCUUUCUCGCAGGAAGCAAUUACUUUGCGCCGGUUAUCUGCGGGUUCAUCGCCGAGUACCAUGGCUGGCAAUGGGUGUUCUACUGGCCGGCUAUCUUCUGCGCCGGCGCCAUUAUAUUUCUGUUCUUCUUCAUGGAAGAGACAAAUUAUUCGCGCGACACGGGCCAUUCCACGGCAAUGGGGGAUACUGUCGAGCCCUCCACCACGACUUCGGAACAAGGAGAUCAAGAGAAGGUGGCGCCGGUUGCCUCGCGAGGGGAUACGGCAUACGGCACGAUCUACCCGAAAAAGACGUACAUCCAGAAACUAUCCCUGUGGGGACCACGGCAGCCCAGGAACAACAUGCUGCGGCGACUCUACCACACACUGUACUAUCUCUCGUGGCCGGUGAUCUUCUACGCGGGUUUCUCGUACGGGUCGUAUCUGGUGUGGUUCAACGUGUUGAAUGGUACCGCAUCGAUAAUCUUGGGUUCAGCGCCAUAUAACUUCAGCUCUUCUAUGGUUGGUCUUAGUUACGUUGCGUGCUGCAUCGGGGUCGUUCUUGGGUAUGCUUCCCUUCUCACCUCGUUCUCACCUCGUUCUUACUGCAUAUAUGAGCAACAUAAUGACAAGUAUGGCAGGUCCCUAUUCACCGGCCGCUUCAGCGACUGGCUGACCAUUCGGCUUGCGCGGCGCAACAACGGAAUCAUGGAGGCAGAGCAGCGUCUCUGGCCCUUCGCAAUCUGUCUGAUCACAGUCCCAGGAUCCUUAAUCCUCUGGGGCGUGGGCGCAGCGCACCAUGUCCACUGGUUCGGACUGUUAGUUGCCAUGUGCGUUCUUGCCAUGGCUAAUGCGUGCGGUAUCACGCUCAGCGUCAACUACCUAGUCGACAGCUACCGGGAAUUGAGUGGUGACGCCAUGGCCAGUAUUAUUUUGGUGCGGAACACGAUGUCAUUUGCCAUUGGAUAUGGGAUCACCCCGUGGAUCAACAACCUUGGGUACCAGAACUGUUUUAUAUCAGCCGCUUUCAUUGGCAUGGCCUGUUCCGCCGUCUUCCUGGUGAUGAUCCGAUGGGGGAAGACGUUUCGAACCCGCAGUCGCGAGAAGUACUGGAAGCUGGUGGAAGAGAACUGGGAGAAGGGGAUGAGCCAUUGA
Aspergillus affinis is the source of this 1698-nucleotide messenger RNA. Its product is annotated as putative MFS transporter. The coding region runs from base 1 to 1698 and encodes 565 amino acids. The transcript is spliced from 7 exons. Lineage: Eukaryota; Fungi; Ascomycota; Eurotiomycetes; Eurotiales; Aspergillaceae. Gene Ontology annotation, biological process: transmembrane transport. The record is from RefSeq and is a predicted model, not a curated record. Gene Ontology annotation, molecular function: transmembrane transporter activity.